GCAAGGUGUAAGCUAGACAGCUGACAUGAACAAGUGCACGACUAACUUCAGCUGAUUGUGUGACUAUAGCAGCUCAAUGUGAACUCUAAAAACUCAGAUCAGUAUCCACUGUGUUAGGAGCACAGGGAAAGAGGCACAGGCAGAGUGAUGCAGAGAGAAAAGAGGGAUACGAAGCUAGUUUGUGUGUGUGUGUGAGGGAGAGAGAGAGUGAGGACUAGGACAUCAGCAGAUGGCAUCAGUGUCUGUAAGGCUGCAAGAAGAAGAAGACGGUAGCAGGGGAAAGAGGGAGGAGAACGUGUUUGCUGUUCACUGCCUGUCGAGAUAUUUGGAGGCUUCAGGACGAUACCUUUUAAAAUUUAACAACAGAGCUGGGUGAGCCAAGUUAUUUAGUGCGUCACUGAAAAAUAAUAAUAGCCUAAUAAUAAAAAUAGGACAGCAUGCUGACUUUGCCAUUUGAUGAACAGUCCUCCAAUCAAACCAUCAGUUCAUUAAGGAUGAGUUGGACCUCUAACAAAUUAGUCAAAUUGAUUAAGCCAGAGAUUGACAGAGUCCUAGAGGAAAGCCUUGAGACCAGGAGGGAGGAUGAACUGAGGAAUGCUGAAGUGAAGGAGGAGGAAAGUGAAGCAGGAGAUCCAGCUUGGCUCAGAAGAAGGGCUUCUCAAAAAAAGAAACUGAGCCACUCUCGCCUGGACCGGGUUCGACUACGACGGAUUGAAGCGAAUGCGCGGGAAAGACACCGUAUGCAUGGACUUAACAAUGCAUUGGACAGCCUGAGAAAGGUGGUCCCCUGUUAUUCCAAGACACAAAAGCUGUCCAAAAUAGAAACCCUCCGCUUGGCCAAGAACUACAUCUGGGUUCUCAGUGAGAUCCUGAGCACUGGCAAAAGGCUGGACUUGCUCACAUUCGUCCAGACUCUGUGCAAAGGUCUCUCUCAGCCAACCACUAACCUUGUCGCUGGCUGUCUCCAGCUCAACACCUGCAGCGUCAUCUCACAACCCGACGAGGAGUCAUUGUCUCUGUACGCAGCCUAUCAUCACCAUCCUGGACCCGAGGCUGGGGGCUCCACUACAGCGGGUAGCGGUAGGUCUCUGCGACCCUUUGGCUCUUUCUGCAGCCCCUUUGAGUCUCUAAACGACAGUUCCUCUCCAGAAAGUUCUGGGUCUCUGGAUAUGGGGACUCUCAGCCCACCCUUCAACUUCAGUGGGCUUUUCACCCUCAAACACGAGGAACCGGUUGACUACCGAAGUUGUCACAAUGGUCUCCGCUAUUGUCCCAUCAAUCAGGGCUGCAGCUCAGACCUUGGUCCCUAUGACAUCCAACUCCGGGGACAGUUUUACCAGGUGCAGGGGGAAUUAAACAAGCCUUUCCAUAAUUAAUAAACAGCAUAUAAAUGGAUGUGUUAAGAAAGUCAGUACUGGCAACAAUAACGGGGAAAAAACAACUAGGGCCGCAUGAUGAGAAAGCAGUAAGUCAUCUUCAUUGAACUGUCUGGGGACAACAACCUGUAAUGUGACAGACACAGACAAACACACACACACAAGGAAAACAUGCAGAGUCCCAUAAUAAUACUAAUAAUAAUACUAAUAAUAACAAUAAUAAUAAUAAUCUGUGUUAGCUGCAUAAUGAUUUUUUCUUCUUGUGGGCCAAAUCGCUGAAGGUUUUAUCCAAAACACAUGAAUACUUUUAAAAUAUCAGGGCAUUUAUCCAGAACUUUGCUCCCUGAAACUACAUUUAAAUUGAAUGCACAGCCAUUUCUAUGCUGUUUUUCCUGCAGCUGUCAUGUUGGACGAACAGAAGAAAUGUGGUGUGAUAUCGUAAUCCUCAUGUUUGCUGCUGCUCCCAUUCCUCUCUGUUUUGCUUUACGUUGUAAAUUAUUAUAAGGAUGUCAAAUGCCUUUUGUAGGCUGUGUUUCUGUAACUCCAUUUUGUUUGUUUUUAGCAUCUACUGGGUGAAUAUUUGAUGGUGAGCUGUUGUUCUGCACUACAUCUUUACCACAUUUGUCACAGCUUUGUUUUCACUGACAAAUACAUGAUAAGAAAUAAUAUUCUGCUGAUGACAACAAGUCUUUAUGAGUGUUCCAUUAAUAAUGUUUGGAUUCAGUGUGUUACACAACGAUGAAAGUGUCAGUGUUUCAGCAGCUUUUCACAGCCAGCCUUUUGACUUGAAGCAGGUAUACACUGUGUAUAUGGACGUGUAUACUAUGUUGAACUAUGUGUACUAUUUACUAUCAUUUAAAGUCUUAUUAUGUUCCUUGUGAUUGAUGUUGUGAUUUGGCACUGUGUUAAAAUUAAAUUAAUUUGACCCAAAUAAAUGUAAUAACAAUAGUUACUGUUUACUUGAGCUUAGCAUUAACAAUUAUAUUUGAAGUCUUGAUUCUUAAAUUCUGCAGAUGCAGACAUUUGGCAGAUUUGGCUGUAGUGGUCAAAGGGAAGAUUUACAUGCAAGGUCAGCACUUUGAGUGAAAUAUAAUUGUUAACUGGUGUUAUGUUAAUAAAACUCACAUAUCAUAAUGAAUUGCAUUUAAAGCAGUAUGUGACUAAUGUCAGAUUUUACAGUGGUCAUGCACUAAACAUUGACGAUAAACUUCUUCCCAGCUGUUCACAUGCUCAAUACAUUUAAUGAACAAUUUCCUCUUCCUGCAAUUUUUAAAUGUUCCAUCUAUAGAGGGAAGACUGACAGGGACAGCUCUACUACACAGCUCAUUAUAGGAGCUGUGUAGUAGAGCUUCAAUGUAAUCAAGUGAUUCAACUAAAACCAAGCGCAAUAUAACAGAUGUCAAUUGUUUCCUAAAUGUAUCGAUUUGCUAGUAUUCAGUACUUGUUUCCAUGGUAAAGUGUAGUUUCCACUGAACAGACCAAACAGAAGGACAAAUAAAUGUUUAA
This is a messenger RNA of Oreochromis niloticus (Nile tilapia), 2882 nucleotides long. Its product is annotated as neurogenic differentiation factor 6-A. The transcript has 2 exons. Gene Ontology annotation, biological process: axon development; positive regulation of transcription by RNA polymerase II; sensory organ development. Gene Ontology annotation, molecular function: protein dimerization activity; E-box binding; DNA-binding transcription factor activity, RNA polymerase II-specific. Lineage: Eukaryota; Metazoa; Chordata; Actinopteri; Cichliformes; Cichlidae. The coding region runs from base 438 to 1376 and encodes 312 amino acids. The record is from RefSeq and is a predicted model, not a curated record. Gene Ontology annotation, cellular component: nucleus.